CUCAAUUAAAACUGAAUGAUCCAUGGCGGCUUUCAUUCAUUCACCUCUUUUCCAUUUCAUAUAGACAUUUAUCCCCUAUCAUUGUAUCCAGCCCCCGACAUCUACCGAUCAGCACCAUGCACCUCCAUACAUCUGCGCCUGCACUCUUGCUUUUGCUGAUCUCGCUCAUAAUCCUAUCGCCUACCCAUGCAAGCCCUGGCAAGAAUUCCGACGACGGAGUAGAAUUCGUGCGCGCCUGCGACAGCGGCUCCGACGAUGUCACCAACCAGUGCAUCAACCGGAUCCCCGAGGACAUCGGCGCAAACAGCAGCAACCACGCGUGCGCCUACCACGAAGCCGAGGUCAAGUGCCUCGGCCUCUGCGGCAACACGCUCACCUGGAAGGUCGCAUACAUCAACGCCCUCAAGCGGUACAGACUUGUCUGUGCCGGCUACAUCGACGAGCGCAUUGCCGAAAAAGAAGAAAGCGGCGAGGGCGGCGAUCCCGACUCCAGCAACGCCAUUAGGAAGCAUAAGAAGAAGAAGGCUGCUGAUGAAGACGACUCGGGAGAUGCCCCUGCUGGCGAUGACGCUGACGCGACCCCCGCAAAAAAGAAGAGCAAGAAGGCAGCCAUCGCAUUCGACAUGUCGGCGCUUACCGGCGACUCAAUGGUGGCGGCAACGUCGUCGUCCGAGGCUCCCGACUCAUCGUCUGCCGCGGCCAAGUCGCAGUCCAAGGCUGCCAAGCCCACAAAGUCUGAUCCUGCAAAGGGCAAGCCGUCGCCCAAGCCCACAGGCAAGCCAUCGGCUAAGGCUGGUAGCGGCGCCUCAAGGCCAGCAUCUGGCAAGACCCAGGACGACAAGAAGGACGACUCGAAGCAGAGCAGCAGAGACUCCGAAAAGGACGGCAAGUCGUCGGCCAAGGGCCAGGGCCUGUUGCCCACGAUGGACCCUGAUAUGGCCGGUGCUGGCUCGCUGCAGGCGUGGUCUGGGUUCACCAUUUUUGCCGGGCUGCUGGCACUCCUUUCAACCCUCUAGACUUGCAUUAACUGGUACCACACCAUGGCAGCUAAUAUGUUUUCAGGUGUAUAGCCGCUGACGG
Messenger RNA from Linderina pennispora, 1080 nucleotides. RefSeq lists its product as uncharacterized. The record is from RefSeq and is a predicted model, not a curated record. The coding region runs from base 117 to 1016 and encodes 299 amino acids. The transcript has a single exon. Lineage: Eukaryota; Fungi; Kickxellomycota; Kickxellomycetes; Kickxellales; Kickxellaceae.